Molecule: messenger RNA, 1671 nt
Organism: Cryptomeria japonica (Japanese cedar)
Lineage: Eukaryota; Viridiplantae; Streptophyta; Pinopsida; Cupressales; Cupressaceae
Product: U-box domain-containing protein 21-like
Exons: 1
Coding region: 5-1396 (463 amino acids)
Biological process (GO): protein ubiquitination
Molecular function (GO): ubiquitin protein ligase activity
Source: RefSeq, a predicted model, not a curated record
UGCAAUGCGUUUACUUUUAAUUUUCACUUUGACGAAACCCUUCUCCCAAUUCAAUUCUCGUUGGUAUAUAUAUUUACAGAGAGCUACCCAAACUUCAGCGAAAGAUUUCCGCACGGCUCCAAACAAACAAUUUAAACUAGCAAUUUGGAUCUGGGUAUAUAGAGAGACAAUGAAAGGAAUAGACAUUGAGGUAACUGUGCCCAGCUAUCUGAGAUGCCCCAUCUCCCUGGAGCUCAUGAGGGAUCCUGUUACUCUCUGCACCGGCCUUACUUAUGAUCGCCACAGCAUUGAGACCUGGUUAGAUGCAGGCAACAAUGUCUGCCCCGUUACAAAUCAGAUUCUGCAUACUCAGGACACAAUCCCAAAUCACACUCUCCGUCGAAUUAUUCAGGAUUGGUGUGUGGCCAACACUGGGCGAGGGGUACACAGAAUUCCUACGCCCAAAGCGCCUCUCGAUCCGGCCCACCUCAAUGCAAUUCUCGCACAGAUUGCGUCCGGCGAGAAAGAAUCCAUAGGGAAAUUGAAGCGAUUGGGCAGGGAAAGUAAUAGGAACAAAAAAUGCAUCGCCUCCUCAAAUGCAUCCUCUGUUCUCGCAUCCCUUUUUGCCAAGCACAGCGCUCAGGCUAUGAAUCGGUCGCAACAGUCGGUAGAGAUUUGCGAAGAGGCUCUCGAGGCUCUUACUAUGACUCUGCCCCUGACUUCCCAGGCCUUGGAUUCGCUUGCCUUGUCCGAUGCCAUUGCUUGUCUUGUAUGCAAUCUCCGAGAGGGCAAUCCCGAGGCAAAGAACAGCGCUGCUACAAUUCUUCGGGAAAUGGUUUCCAAGGAUAAAUACAGAGACAUGAUUGGAAAAAGAGAAGGAUUGGUAGAGGGUUUGGUGCAGAUUCUGAGAGAACCCAUAUGCCCAGCCGCCACAAAAUCAAGCCUGUUCAUCAUAUACAACAUUGCCAUGAGGCAAAGAUACAGGAACAGGGUCGCGGGGGCAGGGGCUGUUCCAUUGCUGGUGGAGAUGCUUGUAGACGGAGAUCGGAGCAUUUGUGAGAAGGCAUUGUUGGUACUGGAUACCCUUUGCUGUUGUACGGAGGGCCGAGCAGCUGCUUCUGCGCAUGCUUUGACUCUACCAGUGAUUGUUAAGAAGAUGUUGAGAGUGUCUGAGUCAGCUACCGAGUUAGCAGUCUCUGUUUUGUGGAGUAUUUGCCAGAAUUCCUGUGAUGGGGAGGCCGUGCGGGAGGCGUUGCACGCUGGUGCCUUCAACAAGUUGCUGUUGAUAGUGCAGUUGGGAUGCUCUGAGGAAACGAGAGAUAAAUCAAUCAAGUUACUCAAGCUUUCCAAAGCCUACACGAAUGAUUGGGAAUGUGCAGAGACACUCCAUUUGCAUCAUGUCAAGGGCUUCUUCUAAAUCAAGUAAUCUGGCGACCAAUGGAGUAACUGCGUAAUUUAAUAGGGGUUCUUUUGAAAACCAUCGAAUUGAUCUAUUUGCAAAAUUUCCAUAUUUAUGCAUUACCAUCGAUAAAAACCAGUAGCUUUGGAAACGGGGGAGAAAAGUAUAGACCAAAAAUCUCCGAAAGUUCACAUAAAACCCACGUUUGCACGUCAUAAGCCAACUGUUUAAAUCAUAUGUAUGAUUUAUUAUUAGUUUAAGGUGACGUCAUUUGUAUUGUCUAGUUAUGAGUC